CACCGGCCACGGGAGACCGUGCCCAGCCGAUGCCAUACGCUGAGGCUCAGGGGGCCACACCGGAGGCAAUCCUGGCUUCACCCCCGACGUCCCAGAUGGCAGUCGCCAGUGACGUAGCUUCCCCUGGCGCUCCAGCAAUCUCCACACAGUCCCAGACAGACACUCCGGACCAUGAGGGUGCUAGCACUGCCGGCGCCGGGGGUCCCAGUUCUGCCUGCGUCGAGGGUCCUAGUACUGCCUGUGCUUUCGCUCAGGCUCCAAGUGCCAGUGAGAGCAAGGCCACCUGGCCCCAGGCAGCCUUCCUGGGCCAGCAGGAUGUCUUUGAUUUCACUCAGCCAGCAGGUGUCAGUGGCAUGGCCUUCACACGCCCCAAGAGGCCUGCCCCAGCCCAAGUGGCCACCACAGAGGACCCCCGUGCUGCCUCUGGUGUGCCUCAGGCAGCACCUGCCAAGGAAGUGGCAGCCACCCGACCCAAGACCACCAAGUCUGGGAAGGCUGUGGCCAAGACUCGGUGGGUGGAGCCUCAGAAUACUGGGGCCGCAGCUGCUGCCAACACCAAGAUGGCCGCAAGCAUCCCCGAGCCUGAGGGGACAGCUGCCACUGCUCAGAACAGUGGUGAGCCCUGGGCCCGGAUGGGAGGCAAAAGGACCAAGAAGUCCAAACACCUGGAUGACGAAUAUGAGAGCAGCGAGGAAGAGAGAGAACCUCCGCAGGUCCCGGCAACCUGGAGAGCAUCAGAGCCCCCAGUGACAGCGCGGGCUCAGGUGGGCCCUCGGCCCCCGAUGGCCGUGAGGUCCCAGAUACCCUCGCGGCACAUACUGUGCUUGCCCCCCCGCAACGUGACCCUGCUGCAAGAGAGGGCGAAUAAGUUGGUGAAAUACCUCAUGAUCAAGGACUACAAGAAGAUUCCCAUCAAGCGCUCAGACAUGGUGAAGGACGUCAUCCGAGAGUACGAUGAGCAUUUCCCCGAGAUCAUUGAACGAGCCACAUACACUCUGGAAAAGGUGCGUGGGG
Messenger RNA from Octodon degus (degu), 1014 nucleotides. Its product is annotated as melanoma-associated antigen D4-like. The record is from RefSeq and is a predicted model, not a curated record. The transcript is spliced from 4 exons. Gene Ontology annotation, cellular component: nucleus. The annotation marks the transcript as partial. Gene Ontology annotation, biological process: negative regulation of transcription by RNA polymerase II. Lineage: Eukaryota; Metazoa; Chordata; Mammalia; Rodentia; Octodontidae.